Pseudomassariella vexata is the source of this 150-nucleotide messenger RNA. Its product is annotated as ribosomal protein L39e. The record is from RefSeq and is a predicted model, not a curated record. The annotation marks the transcript as partial. Gene Ontology annotation, cellular component: ribosome; cytosolic large ribosomal subunit. The transcript is spliced from 2 exons. Gene Ontology annotation, biological process: translation. NCBI's taxonomy places the organism in Eukaryota, Fungi, Ascomycota, Sordariomycetes, Amphisphaeriales, Pseudomassariaceae. Gene Ontology annotation, molecular function: structural constituent of ribosome.
AGCCACAAGUCCUUCCGCACGAAGCAGAAGCUGGCCAAGGCCCAGAAGCAGAACCGACCCAUCCCGCAAUGGAUCCGUCUCCGAACUGGUAACAGCAUCAGAUACAACGCCAAGAGAAGACAUUGGCGCAAGACCCGUCUCGGCAUUUAG